ACUCUUUGUUUUAUUAUUCUGUUAUUAAAUAUACAUACAUAUAUAUAUAUAUAUAGUUCUUUCUACUACUGUUCACUUAAAGUAGCUAACCAACACACUCCCUCAUCUGCCAUGCUGUCCUUUUGUGACAGUUAACAGCAUUGUUUGCAGACACUACUACAGAAAACACCUUUAACGGGUCGGUUUUUUGAGGUAGUUAUAAUACAUGGAUACUAAGUAGUGUGUACUAUGAAAGAGGAUGCUGUUUAUGUUGUGGUUGUUGACUGAUCUGAACAAGUUUAAAGUUAGUUGAGAGUUGAGUGUAUAUAUAUAGGUGCAGUUAUAUAGUUAGUUAGUUAUAUAUAUAUGAUGAAGGAAAGUGGGAGGAAACAAGGUGCAACUUCCCCUUGUGCUGCUUGCAAGCUGCUGAGGAGGAGAUGUGCCCAAGACUGUGUUUUUGCACCUUAUUUCCCUGCUGAUGAGCCCCAGAAGUUUGCCAGUGUGCAUAAGGUUUUUGGUGCUAGCAAUGUCAACAAGAUGCUGCAGGAGCUACCGGAGCAUCAUCGGGGCGACGCCGUGAGCUCAAUGGUGUACGAGGCAAAUGCGAGGGUGAGGGAUCCAGUUUACGGGUGUGUAGGGGCGAUAUCAUCGUUGCAGCAACAAAUCGACAUGCUCCAAACGCAAUUGGCGAUCGCGCAGGCUGAGGUGGUGCACAUGAGGAUGCGCCAAUCGGUGUCCUUCGCCGCCGCAGGCGGCGGCGGAAACUCGCCGGAGAACAUGGCGGCUUCGCCGCCGACACCCGCGUCUAGGCACGCGCCGCCGCCUUAUCAUCAUCAUCAUCAAACCAGGUCCCAUUUUAGCAUGGACAUGGUGAUGGACCAGGCAACAUGGGGGAAUAGCCAUUGUGGUUAUGCUUAGUAGGCUAGUGGUUCGACCAACAACUAGCAUGCUCGCAAUGUCUUUUUUUUUUUUGGUUUUUGGGUCUAAUAUUUUGUUGGCUAUCAUUAUGCUCUCUUUUCUUUAUUGUCUGCCCAUCUUUCUUUGUCACUUUUGCUCACUACACAUCUUUAUAGCUAGCACAUAUCCUGACACAACCCCACUGCACCCCCUUGAGAUGAUGAUGAUGAUAUUGAUGUAUAUGUUAUAUAUGAGCUAUUAUUAUGCAUGAUAUAUAUGCUUGUAGAUAUAUUGAUUAUGUGUGUUCUUGGUUGA
Molecule: messenger RNA, 1191 nt
Organism: Ipomoea triloba (trilobed morning glory)
Lineage: Eukaryota; Viridiplantae; Streptophyta; Magnoliopsida; Solanales; Convolvulaceae
Product: LOB domain-containing protein 4-like
Exons: 2
Coding region: 346-897 (183 amino acids)
Source: RefSeq, a predicted model, not a curated record